GCGGACGCGAUCACUACGAAAGACACAAACUACGGUCGACAAAUUCGGCGACGGAGGCACGAGCGCUCUCACCAGCUGAGAGGUUUGUUCCAAUUUAAUUGCCCCGCGGACGAGACAGGCUCAUGGAGGAAACGAACGAGUUUCUGGCCGCUACUGCGGUAUGCAAAAAAUUUUCGCGCGUUGUACGAACAAGGGACACACUACAGCCGGUCUUUCCGGAGCAAGCGAAACCCCCGGUUGGCCUGCGCUAGUGUAACCUGUGAAGCGCUUUUCCACGCGGUCCCUCUGAGUGGACUUGUACCACACCCUGCACCGGCCUGCUGCUCUAACCGGCCUACUCUUGGCUGCCAUGCAGCGAUCCCCUUCAGCACCUCGUAG
Messenger RNA from Rangifer tarandus platyrhynchus (Svalbard reindeer), 378 nucleotides. Lineage: Eukaryota; Metazoa; Chordata; Mammalia; Artiodactyla; Cervidae. The record is from the annotation of a GenBank genome assembly.